Papilio polytes (common Mormon) is the source of this 3673-nucleotide messenger RNA. RefSeq lists its product as uncharacterized. The record is from RefSeq and is a predicted model, not a curated record. Bases 448 to 2559 code for a protein of 703 amino acids. NCBI's taxonomy places the organism in Eukaryota, Metazoa, Arthropoda, Insecta, Lepidoptera, Papilionidae. The transcript has 5 exons.
GUGCUGUACUGUAAGUUGAAAUUGAAUAAAGCUGUCUUAUUUUUAAUUUUUACUAAGUAUUGCCUUAAAUGUGGUAUAAUAUUCAGUUUAACCAUUAGUAAUCGCCAUUUGUAUUAUUUAUUACAAGUAAGGGCAAACUGAUUGUGCACUAGAACAUUUUUGUAUGUGGAUUUUUAUGGUUUUAAAAAAAAGUGACCUUUCUCGUUCAUUUUCGUAAUAUCAAUACGAAAGUAGCAAAAAAGAGUUAUGUUAUUUAAUACAAUCAUUCCUUUAUAACAAAUAAAGUACAUUGUGCAGUAAUUCGAGUGAGAAGUGCAGGUGGGAAGUAGGCCAAUUAAGUGGUAAACAAAAGCAUUACGCACUGAUAUAUCGUAAGUUCUAGAUUAGUUGAGCUAUAAUUUUGCUCGGACGAUGGGCUUUGUAUUGGGUGUUGGUGUUUAGCGUAUCAUGGAAAGAUUGUCUCAUGAUCUAAACCUGGCACUCGAAGAAAGCGACUGUGGCCGGCAAGAGCGGCGGAAGCUGGGGCUACGACGGCGCACCAGGUCCGCUGGGAAUUUGCCGGCCACGGUAACUGUGAGUUUAGUUGAAGAUGGAAGUUCCAGCAGCCCACCACAAGCGCCUCUCAUCACUCAACCGCUGUCUGACUCUGAUGACCCUCAUCUUAAUCUACAUAAAUCUGCCAACCUGAAAUCCAGACAGUACUGCCAAAUCGGCAACUUUGAAUCAGACUCAUUCAAUGAAAACUUCUCUCCCACUCGUCCCGCUAAUGCUAGAAGGAAAAGAAAGUAUAAGAAGAUGCCAGUGGAGUAUAUUGAUGGGAAGAGGUCACCACCUGUUGAAAUAUUGAGUGUCACAACUGAGUUGAGCACGUCUCCAACCACAAUAAUAUUACAAACACCAGGAUUAUCUCCGUUGAUGCACAUCGGAAAACAUAAACAAGAAAGGAAUGCGUUCUGCGGUAAAAGAAAAUGGUCUCACAGAGAUAAAGGCGAUGUUUGCGAAAUGAGAGAAAGAUCAUUCAGUGGAGGAUGCUCAUCGAAGUCAGCUUUCUUCAAAAAUGACUUUAAAUCCAAAAGACAUGACUCGGAAAAGAAACGGAGAGAUUCUAUCCUACAACCAGGUAAAAUUGUUCUUAAAUCUCAAAAUACAGAAGAUCUGAAAUGUUCAACAUUCACGAAUACACCUUCCUUGCCGGGCAGUUCAAGUUUUAACUUUGUAUACAAAAAUCCAUCGAAAAAUGGUACCCCAGUACUAUCAAAAAUGACAGGCUAUCGGAUAGCAACUGAUCUACCGCCCUUCUUUAAUACAACUGGUAAAAAUUGUUUAGAUGGAAAAUAUCAGAGGAAGAUAAAAAUGUUGAACAAAUCAUAUCCACCAAAUUCUCUAAGGAAUCCGUUACAAUUUGAUGAUUCCAACAGCGGAAUGGAUUGCACUGGUAAUGAAAGUAGCUCACUCAGCAGUAGUGAGUCGGAUGGAGUGGUCACCAAUGACAGCGAUAGAGAAGGUGAUGAUGAACUAACAGAUUGGCCUGGAAUUGAAGAAUUGAAAGUGUUCAACAAGAGUCUAACAUUCAAAUCGUCUAAAGUCAAUAAUAACUGCACAAAAACAGUCGGUAGUAUGCCACCUCCUAAACGGUUGAAGAAAGAAAAUAUAAGUGGAAAAAGUGGUUGGAAUAAUUGUAAGAAUCGAUUCAAAAAGAAAAGAGCUAAAGUCGAUUCUGGUAAUGAUGAUGAUAUGAUGUCAGAUUCUAAAACUAUAAUCGAUUUAGAAGAUGAAACAGUGUCAAAGGAGAAUAGAGAUAUUUUGCAACCGCAUUCGUCGUUUUCUAGUUUUAGUGAUAUAAAGAAUGCGGGGGUUUCAGGAAAGAAUGCGGAUGAGACGUUUUUUCAGUCCUUUCAGGUUUUCGUGGAGAAAUCUGAGCAAAACGAGGAGGCUUUCAAUCAAACGCCGCGGACGAAUUUUACGCUACAGAAAACGUCAUCGAGCGAUUUAAAUUUAAGUGAAAAAUCACCACAAAGUGAUCAUUACUGCAGUGAACAUUCUAUGGGUAAUAUACCGGUUGCAGAGAUAAGAGAAAUUAGGGCCGGGUGUAGGAGAAUAAGGGAGGAACGGCCCGGGUUUCUUAUAUUGAGUGCGGCUAAUGAACAGUUGUCUAAAUUCCUUCAGGACUCUUGUCAAAUUGAGCUGAAACUACCGAGUCUGCAAGAUCCCAAGGAAAAGGAGAAAUUAGAAUCUUUAGCUAAACUGUACUCUUUGGAGCUUGAAAUGGAGAUGGAUCGGCCUGUACUGAGGAAAACAAGCAACACAAUGCAAGCGAUACGUGUGGAACAUUCCUGUCACAAUUUUCCGUCAGAUCACAAACGUAGAUGUUACGGCGAAGAUAAUGAUUCCAGUUUGAGUUUGAGUGACCAAAACUCUGUUACUUCUGCGAAUGAUUUAGAUGACGUACAAUAUCCGGCUUCGGAGGACCAUAAAUUGGAUGCGGAAGAAAAACUAGUGGAUAACUUCUCAAGAACUUUAGUAGAUACUUCUCUUCUAGAUCCAGGUGAUGUCGAUUGAAUUUUUUAACUUUGUCUACCUUACUUUUAUACAAUGUUGUAUUUGACAGUGAAAUUGUACUAUCAUAAACUUGCCAGUGCACACUUGAAUGCAAGCUACAAGCAUGUUACACAAAUAUAACUGGCAUUCAAGCUAUUCUAUUUUACUGGCAUGUGUUGGCAAUCUGUCAGUAACUGGCAUGCAGGUUAUACUCCAUUAUACUGGCAAGUGCGUUUCCGCCCUAACACUUGUUAAAAUAUAUAGGUUUUUAAGAUAAAAUAAAUGAAACGUUCUGUUUCACUCUUGUUUCAUAAGUUGAGCAAUUUAAAACAAUGUUUUCAAUAUAUCAAUAGUUUAAGACUUUGUUAACGGCCGAAUAUUGUAACGAAUCUUACAUUUCGCUUCGUAAGCGCUUACAAUCUUACACUGAUCUGUAUAAAUGGGUAGAUUUUGGUUAUGACAGUUUUUGCUUAGUUGUUAUUUGAGCCGCUUGAUGUUAAUAAUUGUUAACAGUUAAUUGUGUCUCUAAUAUUAGUUCAAUUAUGUACAAAUUACCGCGUCUUAUAGGCUAUCCAUUUAUAGAGGUCAGUGGUAGCCUUAUAAGACCAUAUUACAUAUGUAAAUGUCGUUUUACUAUUCGGCCGUAAAUAUUUGAUAGUGAGAUGGUUUUGUAUAUAAUCAUGUUUUGUAACUUGACUUUUUGUGGUCUUAAUGUUCUAUGUUUUAAAAGUCUGAAGUAUACUUCUAAAACUAGUGAAUAUAGUUGUAAAAAUUUCCGAAUGAUGUAUCUUCCUUAUAUACUUGCAGUUUUGGGCCAAAUUUUAGUCAAAAUUUUAUACCAUUGUUUACAAUAUGUUCUAUUGUCUAUAAUAAUUUAAUUAGUAAAUACAUAAAUAUUCAUUGCAUUACAUUGGAUUAUAUUUAUGUAGCUAAUUGCUGUUAAUAUCAGAGUUUAAAAUUGUAUUUAUCAAAUGCUAAAUUUUGUUACAUAAUUUUUCAAUGUUGAAUUAAAGAUGUAAAAAUUCUUAAAAACAGGAAGUCUUAAAUAUACUGAACAUAUAAAAAUUACAUUUCAAUAAGAAUAAUUCAGUUAAAAAUUUAUUAAAGCAAAAAAUCCUUACAAAAGGUAUAGGUA